CAGAAUGUUGAUGUGUCUGUGCAUGGGAAUCCGAUCCCGUCAUGGAGAGCGAGUGUCGGGCGUCUGCUCUUGGAUGUCUGCAAUUUUUGUAAACGCAACCGCCAAAUGCAAAGUCUCAUUCUUCUAGACCCCAUGGCUUUGUCACCGGUGUCGCCAUUGCUCAAUCUGAUGCGACACUCCUUGGAACCAAAAGCUCACCUGUCAGGCAUUCUGUGGAUUACCCCACUUGAUGCCCUUUCCCUCUUCUACCACGUGCCCAUUCCUCGACAAGAGUUGGGUGAUGAGGCAGAGGCGGAGCACGCCUAUCCACGGCCAUUCUAUCUUCGAGUCCUCACUCUGGCCGCAUUCCUGUCGAAUUGGUUGGCUUGGUUCUCCCGAAUUGAGACUUAUUCGUCAUUGGGCAUAUCUCGUUUUCAGCCAACAGCUGUGUCCGAC
Messenger RNA from Mesocestoides corti, 435 nucleotides. Lineage: Eukaryota; Metazoa; Platyhelminthes; Cestoda; Cyclophyllidea; Mesocestoididae. The record is from the annotation of a GenBank genome assembly.